Molecule: messenger RNA, 483 nt
Organism: Aureobasidium uvarum
Lineage: Eukaryota; Fungi; Ascomycota; Dothideomycetes; Dothideales; Saccotheciaceae
Source: the annotation of a GenBank genome assembly
AUGAACGACACACCACCCAUCCCUAUCGCCAGCCAGGCUCAAGACAUCGACCUCGGCGAAUACCACAGCGACGGCACUGGGGAAGAAUGUUUCAACCUCGUCACGGUCAAACAUCAGACGGAAGAGUUUCUAGAGCACUUGACGCACGUCUUCAACACGCGUGGCUACGCACUGACUGCUUUUGGCCACUAUGUCAACUUUGUCAAGUCUUCACCCACGGGCUACACGGCAUACUGGCGCCAUCGUAGGUCCUAUGUACUUCCUGACGACCCGCAAUACCUCACCAUCGGCGAUAUCUACGUGUACGGACACCCAUCCAAGAAGCCCUUCAAGACAGUUGCACGCUUUGGACAGCACCUGGUCAGUAUCGUGCUGGGCGACCUGGAAAACUGCAAGUGUGAUCUUUGUGAUGGGACUGGUCCGCUGCCUCCGAAUCCUCGGUACCCUGCUGACCCUAACGUACCUGUUAUGCAAGGAGAUGGU